Messenger RNA from Cinara cedri, 394 nucleotides. NCBI's taxonomy places the organism in Eukaryota, Metazoa, Arthropoda, Insecta, Hemiptera, Aphididae. The record is from the annotation of a GenBank genome assembly.
AUGGGUAGAGAAAAUCAGGUAACGAGGUUUAAAAGUAUCGAGUUAUGAAGAAUUAAAAGAAGUAUUAAUAGAAAACUUUGGAAUACAGCAGACAGUAGGACAAUUACAAUUAGAGUUAGCAAAUGAAGGAAUAAAGGUAUACUAUGAAAAAUUGGAGGCGCUCUGUUUUCAAUUAAUAGAAGCACUGUUAUUGGAGAAUACAAAGAAAGCUGAGGAAACAGUUAUUAAUAAAAUGAUUAAAAAACAGGCAUUACCAGUAUUUGUAGCAGUUUUAAUGGAACCUUAUCAUGUGUUGGUGAAAUCCCAGAAUAAAAAUACAUUGAGAGAAGCUUAUCAGGCAGCAUUAGAGGCAGAAAAGACAAUGCACAGGAACAUAAUAGGAAAUUAUUUAUAA